CAACUUAGGAUUACCAAUGUUUGAGAACUGCAGAAGGAAUAAUUGCUCUUAUUUUAUUCACUUUCGUAGUCUCUGCAUUCCUCUGAACCAUUUUCAUGGUAAUUUUUAACUACUGUUUUCUGCCUGUCAGUAAGUUUCGAAUAAAUAGUGAUGUAUUAAGCAUCUGAAAUAUUGACUUUGUAAGCAUUCUUCAAGUUUUGAAGCACUGUAUCUAUACUGAAUCUCUCUAAAACUUGCUAGUAUCUCUUUGUAGUAGAACUCGAGGAAGCAAGACUUUGUUGAGGACUGAAAUGAACCUUUCAUUAUAAUCCAUUAAGAAUUCUUUUUCAAUAUACUGUCUAAGGAACUCUCUAUGUUCAGUAGGCAAUUUAUUCUUUAUGUGUAAGGCUUCUUUAGCUUCAGUUUCUUUAAGUGGAACCUCCUAAUUGUUCUAAGAAGAGUUUUUAAAGCCAUAUCUUUUCUUACAGUUAGCCCAUUAUGUUUGGAUUUCUCCCAGGCUUCUUGAGAGUCUUUCUCGAAGAUAAUGAAGCUGAUGUAGCUAAAGUAUUAGCUUUUUCUGUUGCUAUAUCUUUUGCUCAUAUGCUAGGUUCACUCUCUUCAUGAGAACUGGGGGGUACUGCAAUAGGGAUAAAAAGGAACCUUAUUUCUAAUCUCAAAGGAAGGAUAAGAUCUUAUAUUUGCAACUUCAGAUAUGAAGUAAUUCUUUUCUAAAGCCUAGGCUCAGCAUGAGUCAAUGAUAAAAAGUUGUUCAUUUUCUAUGAAUUUAUUU
Molecule: messenger RNA, 769 nt
Organism: Moneuplotes crassus
Lineage: Eukaryota; Ciliophora; Spirotrichea; Euplotida; Euplotidae
Source: the annotation of a GenBank genome assembly